AUCUACACUACAGUAGUAUGUCAGUGAGACAUAAAUUUGGUGGUAGAACUCCUCCGACAGAACUAUUACCCUCGGUUGAGUCAAAAAUGAGACAAAUGAAUGUUGAGAAAUCCGAUGAGAGUAAGAUGUCUUUAAUCUUCCUCACGGCUUGUUUUAUCGGUAUUACUUCUGCUUUCUUGAUUGGGUAUAUGCUAGGUAUCUUAGGAGGGCUUAUAUUUGGGACAGGAUAUGCGAACCAAUUCUACCCAUAUACUUGCAACGAUUCUGUGGCCUCUUACGGAGUUCUCGUCUCUAUGUUUCUAGCAGCUCUCUACAUGUGCGGUAUUCUUGCCAUACAUAUUAGAAAACAUGCACCUGAUUUCAGUAGACUAGAUAUGAGAAGGCAUAUGAUCUCGGGGGGAGCACUCCUGUCCGUGGGUUCACUGGCCACUGUUCUCAUUACCAACGAAUUUCUGUUAGUCAUAGGUCCGUUUCUGUACGCUUUGGGUUUUGGCUUAAUGUAUCAGGGUGCUCAAGUCUAUAUGUCUGAGAUGGGAUUCGCUCAUAGAAACUACUUAGCUUCCUUGAAUAUCACUUUUAAAGUGAUGAUUGCGGUCGGUAUCUUUGUGGCCAAUCUUGUAAACUGCAGCACCAACAGCAUGAAAGGUGGGUGGGGCGGAAAGUUAGCAUAGGCAUUGCUGCGAUCCCUGCAGCUAUCACCUCUAUUGGAUCUUUCUUACUCCCAGACACUCCAAUGUCCAUGAUUAAGCUAGGUAAGUUUGAUGACGCCAAACAGUUGCUCCGACGCCUCCAUGGCACCAAAGACGGCGUUCAUAUACUGUUCAAAGAUUUAUUAGCCGCCAAUGAAGCAUCAAAGUCCGCAAAAGGAUGCGAGUAUCAAAUUCUGUCUCGAACACAGAACAGGCCCUACUGUGUGAUGGCAAUAGCUCUCCCCUUGUUCCAACAGCUCACAGGAGUGAAUGUAAUGGUUCUCUACGCUCCCUACCUUUUUCAGGCUGUGGGAUUUGGAACCAGUGCAGCUCUAAUGUACACCGCUAUCAUUGGAGGGGUUAAUGUUGCUGCAACCAUCGUUGGUAUAAUCUCGGUCAGGAAAUGUUACAGAAGGUUUUUCUUCAUAGCCGGAGGAGUUCAAAUAUUCGUUUGUCAGAUCAUGUUGGGGAAUCUGGUAUGGAUCAAAUUAGGAGGUUUGGAUGUGUAUGACUACUUAAUCAUAGCCAUCAGCUGUAUUUGUGUUGCAGGAUUUGCAUGGUCCUGGGGUCCAUUAGGCCGGAUAUUUCUCUCUAGUGAUGAUGAUAUGUUAGUGUUAUACCCGUUGGAGGUUCAGUCAAGCUGCCAGCAUUGGGCUUCCAUAGUGCAUUGGGUGCUUUCCGCUUUCAUCACUUUUGUGUUCCCCGCCAUAGUCUGCCUAUUCAAGUCUCUUGUCCUUUACUUGUUGGCUUUCUUUGGGGUGAUUAUGACUUUUCUUGCCUAUUAUUUCAUGCCCAGCACAAACAGACUGCUGGUUGAAGAAGAUGCCUCCGAAGUAUGGAAGCACCAUUGGUUCUGGAGAAGGUAUUUUGUUGACCUUGAGAACAAUCUGAUGGUCGAAGAAGAUGAUGUCUCUGAAGUAAUUAAGCAACACUGGUUCUGCAGAAGGUACAAUUAGUUCCAACAAGAUAGGCUUGAGGCUCGUUAUGUAUGUUUACUUGAAAAUGGAUGAUAUAUUUUUCCUGAUCUAAGUUAGCUAGUAGUAAUCUCGAAGGACUGAUUUUAGAUGAGAUAUAUACUUACCAGUUUGUCA
Messenger RNA from Papaver somniferum (opium poppy), 1780 nucleotides. RefSeq names its product sugar carrier protein C-like. The transcript is spliced from 4 exons. Gene Ontology annotation, molecular function: carbohydrate transmembrane transporter activity. Gene Ontology annotation, cellular component: membrane. Gene Ontology annotation, biological process: transmembrane transport. The record is from RefSeq and is a predicted model, not a curated record. The coding region runs from base 734 to 1645 and encodes 303 amino acids. Lineage: Eukaryota; Viridiplantae; Streptophyta; Magnoliopsida; Ranunculales; Papaveraceae.